AUGCGUUGCUUGGCAGCUCGGGUCAGCUAUAAGACUUUGAUUAUCAUCUGUGCACUCUUCACUUUGGUCACAGUACUUUUGUGGAAUAAGUGUUCCAGCGACAAAGCCAUCCAGUUUCCACGGCACCUGAGUAGUGGCUUCAGAGUGGAUGGAUUAGAAAAAAGAGCAGCAGCAUCUGAGGGUAACAACUAUGGGAACCGCAUGGCCAAACAACAGUCUGAGGAGGCACUCCCUCAAGAGCAGCAGAAAGCACCCCCUGUCGUUGGGGGCCUCAGUAGCAAUGGGGGAAGCAAGGUGGUAGGGCUCAAAUAUGAAGAAAUUGACUGUCUCAUAAAUGAUGAACACACCAUUAAAGGAAGACGAGAAGGAAAUGAAGUCUUUCUUCCAUUCACUUGGGUAGAGAAAUAUUUUGAUGUUUAUGGAAAAAUGGUUCAGUAUGAUGGCUAUGAUCGAUUUGAAUUCUCUCAUAGCUAUUCCAAAGUCUAUGCACAGAGAGCCCCUUAUCACCCUGAUGGUGUGUUUAUGUCCUUUGAAGGCUACAAUGUAGAAGUCCGGGACAGAGUCAAAUGCAUAAGUGGAGUUGAAGGUGUGCCAUUAUCUACACAAUGGGGACCUCAAGGCUAUUUCUACCCAAUCCAGAUUGCACAGUAUGGGUUAAGUCAUUACAGCAAGAAUUUAACUGAGAAACCCCCUCACAUAGAGGUAUAUGAAACAGCAGAAGACAGGGACAAAAACAGCAAGCCCAGUGAUUGGACUGUGCCAAAGGGCUGCUUUGUGGCUAGUGUGGCUGAUAAGUCUAGAUUCACCAAUGUUAAACAGUUUAUUGCUCCAGAAACCAGUGAAGGUGUGUCCUUGCAACUGGGAAACACUAAAGACUUUAUUAUUUCAUUUGACCUCAAGUUCUUGACAAAUGGGAGUGUGUCCGUGGUUCUAGAGACCACAGAAAAGAAUCAGCUCUUCACUGUACAUUAUGUCUCAAAUACCCAGCUAAUUGCUUUUAAAGAAAGAGACAUAUACUAUGGCAUCGGGCCCAGAACUUCAUGGAGCACGGUUACCAGGGACCUAGUCACUGACCUCAGGAAAGGAGUGGGUCUUUCCAACACAAAAGCUGUCAAGCCAACCAAAAUAAUGCCCAAGAAGGUGGUUAGGUUGAUUGCAAAAGGGAAGGGAUUCCUUGACAAUAUUACCAUCUCUACCACAGCCCACAUGGCUGCAUUCUUCGCUGCUAGUGAUUGGCUGGUAAAGAACCAGGAUGAGAAAGGUGGCUGGCCAAUUAUGGUGACCCGUAAGUUAGGGGAAGGGUUCAAGUCUUUAGAGCCAGGGUGGUACUCUGCUAUGGCCCAAGGGCAAGCCAUUUCUACAUUAGUCAGGGCCUAUCUGUUAACAAAAGACCAUAUGUUCCUCAAUUCAGCUUUAAGGGCAACAGCCCCUUACAAGUUUCUGUCAGAGCAGCAUGGAGUUAAAGCUGUGUUUAUGAAUAAACAUGACUGGUAUGAAGAAUAUCCAACCACACCUAGCUCUUUUGUUUUAAAUGGCUUUAUGUAUUCUUUAAUUGGGCUGUAUGACUUAAAAGAAACUGCAGGGGAAAAGCUCGGGAAAGAAGCAAGGUUCUUGUUUGAGCAUGGCAUGGAAUCCCUUAAAGCCAUGCUGCCCUUGUACGACACUGGCUCAGGAACCAUCUAUGACCUCCGUCACUUCAUGCUCGGCAUCGCUCCUAACCUGGCCCGCUGGGACUAUCAUACCACCCACAUCAAUCAGCUGCAGCUACUUAGUACCAUUGAUGAGUCACCAAUCUUCAAAGAAUUUGUCAAGAGGUGGAAAAGCUACCUUAAAGGCAGCAGGGCAAAGCACAACUAGAGCUCACAACCAAAAUCAUAUUUCAGCCUCUGCUGUACACAGAAACUACAGGCUCUGUCUCAGCAGAGCAUAGGCACAUUUUAAAAGGUGUGUACUAGGUUUUUGUGGACUGUAUCAAAGUGAUAAGUAAUCCUUAAAACCAGUCUUCUGAAAUAAUUGCAUUCCAUGAGUUGGGUGUUUAGAAAUGUGGGUGGCAUUUAGAGAAGAAAGUGAUGAAGUCAAGGGCCUGAACAAAGGUGUUUAACUUUGCCUUGCUUGUUACCCUGUACAGUUCCACACUUGGUCCAGUCACUCUCAGUUUGGGAAAGAUAAUGGUAAGUGGCUAUCACCAGCCAACUGUCUGGCACUUACCUGAAAACUUAGUAUGGAGCUCUUUUGAAAUGUGAUUAUCUAUAUUUAUGUUGAA
Messenger RNA from Cynocephalus volans (Philippine flying lemur), 2263 nucleotides. It is a transcript of the gene GLCE, whose product is annotated as glucuronic acid epimerase. Gene Ontology annotation, molecular function: heparosan-N-sulfate-glucuronate 5-epimerase activity. Gene Ontology annotation, cellular component: Golgi apparatus. The record is from RefSeq and is a predicted model, not a curated record. Bases 1 to 1857 code for a protein of 618 amino acids. NCBI's taxonomy places the organism in Eukaryota, Metazoa, Chordata, Mammalia, Dermoptera, Cynocephalidae. Gene Ontology annotation, biological process: heparan sulfate proteoglycan biosynthetic process. The transcript is spliced from 3 exons.